Messenger RNA from Magnolia sinica, 1378 nucleotides. RefSeq names its product transcription factor RAX3-like. The record is from RefSeq and is a predicted model, not a curated record. The coding region runs from base 187 to 1206 and encodes 339 amino acids. The transcript has 3 exons. Lineage: Eukaryota; Viridiplantae; Streptophyta; Magnoliopsida; Magnoliales; Magnoliaceae.
GAGAAAACAUCACCCUUUCUCUCUCAUAUAACAUCCACAGAAAAGAGAGGCUCUCUCUCUCUCUCUCUCUCUCUCUCUCUCUCUCUCUCUCUGUCUGUCUGUCUCUCUGUGUCUCCUUCAUAUAACAACACAUACAGGAGAGAGAGAAGAAGAGAAGGCGAACCUCAGAAAGACUACAAAGAAGCCAUGGGGAGAGCACCUUGUUGUGACAAAGCGAACGUCAAGAAAGGCCCAUGGUCACCUGAAGAAGAUGCCAAGCUCAAGGCCUUCAUCGAACAACAUGGCACCGGAGGCAAUUGGAUCGCCUUGCCGCAGAAGAUAGGCCUCAAGCGAUGCGGGAAGAGCUGCCGCCUCCGGUGGUUGAACUACCUCCGCCCUAACAUCAAGCAUGGUGGAUUUUCUGAAGAAGAAGAUAACAUCAUUUGCAGCCUUUACAUAAGUAUCGGAAGCAGGUGGUCUAUUAUCGCAGCACAACUACCAGGCCGAACUGAUAAUGAUAUAAAGAACUACUGGAACACCAGGUUGAAGAAGAAGCUCUUGGGCAAGCAGCGCAAGGAGCAACAUGCUCGAAGAGUCUCUGGUUUAAAGCAAGAGAUGAAAAAAUCAAAUGGAAAUCUCAUGUUGGCAGAAAACAGUAUCCAAAACCCAUAUUGGCCUGAUCCACCCACGCCCAUCAUGCCCGUUCCAUUAUCAAACCAAAGCCCACGUUCCAUCGAUCAAGCAUCUCUUAAGAAACUGCUGAUUAAGCUUGGCGGGAGAUUCUCAGACGAUCAUCAACAACCCAUCAUUGAUGGGGUAAGUCUUCAACAUAAGAUCGAUGUUCCCACCCCACAAAGUCUCUAUGGAAAUUCUCUCAACAGCUUGAUCUCAUCUUCCACCUCCAUGGAUUCCAUAACAGCCACUAGUUCUUCAUUGCUGAACACUCAAUAUGAUGCCGACCGCAUGGUUAUGCACAUGUUGCAAGAUCCUAACAGUUUCCCACUCGAAUUCGAGGAGAUGGUUUAUUGCAAUCCUCAGAAACUAGAACGAUUCGAAUCCCUUUAUGCAGUGGGAAUGGUGAAUGGAAGCAAUGGAGCUAAUUCAGCUGAGAUCAAUAUCAGCUCUUUGGCCCACCCUCCUUUCUUCUCCAACCACGAAGGCUACCAACACAGCAUGCUCAUCCAAGAAUCCAUCUUCGAUGAAGCUCGGUACCUUGAAUCGCAGUGACUACGCUGUACGUGAAUAAUGUAAAAAUUUGUACCAGUAGGAUUGUGGUGAUGGAUUCUGAAAUAAACCCAAUUCACGAUUUGUUGCUUUCGGGCUUGUUUGGAUGUCGCUUUCUAGAAUUGUUUUUUUGGACAUGUUGAGAUGAUUUAAUUUCUACAGAGUUUUCUUCUCA